AUGAUUGAUCAAACCCAUGCAUUAUGCUCAAAAGUAUGGCAAUUUGUUUUAUGUAUAUUAUUCUCAGAUCAAGGACCAAAUGAACAUACUAAUACUACUUUAUUGCAAUAUUUUUCUCAGGAUAGUCUUUGGCUAGAUCAACAUUCAUUACUAACAAUAAAUCCAAAUGUAAAUAUAUCCUUUCGUCCAACAAUUGAUUUUACACGUCUUCCUAUUUGGCGUUUUACAAUUCGAAGACGAAAGACAACUCAUGGUGCUAGCGAAUAUUACUCAGAUAUUGAAUUAGAACAAUCUAAUAAUUUAAAUGAACAAAAUUUCAUAUGUAAAAAAUCUUUUAUACAUCGACGUAUAACAAAUAUUGUUUCGUUAACUCAACAAGAUAAUUGUUACACAAGUGAAACAGAUGAAAAUAAUAAUUCUUUUAACUCAUCUUUAAAUGAAAUGAACAGUAGUAUAAUCUAUCAAUGUUCAAUAUGUCUUGAAAAAUACUUUAAUAAUGUUUAUAUAUGCACAUUACCGUGUCUUCAUCAUUUUCAUCGAAAAUGUCUAUUCGAUUGGUUAUGUAAUAGUGAACAUAGUACGUGUCCUCUAUGUCGUACACCGGUGAUGAACUAA
Adineta steineri is the source of this 615-nucleotide messenger RNA. Lineage: Eukaryota; Metazoa; Rotifera; Eurotatoria; Adinetida; Adinetidae. The record is from the annotation of a GenBank genome assembly.